Messenger RNA from Harmonia axyridis, 4466 nucleotides. It is a transcript of the gene ens, whose product is annotated as ensconsin. Lineage: Eukaryota; Metazoa; Arthropoda; Insecta; Coleoptera; Coccinellidae. Gene Ontology annotation, cellular component: microtubule cytoskeleton. Gene Ontology annotation, biological process: microtubule cytoskeleton organization. The record is from RefSeq and is a predicted model, not a curated record. The transcript has 9 exons. The coding region runs from base 238 to 2832 and encodes 864 amino acids.
CAGUCAGUCUACGUCGGGCUUUCGCGCGGUUCGAUGCGUGCCUCUCAAAACUUGCAAGCGCAACAGUUGUCGAUGUUCGUCACUCCGAUCAGCACACACAUCGAUUAAUUUCCAAUUUAUUUAUCUCUUUGAAGGCUCUAAAUGGCCUGGGUCGGCAGUCCGUGUUUCGAGCAUAGCUGAGCGUGUUGCUGUUGUCAUUGGAACGAUCUAAUAUGCACGUGAACACCACGGACCGCGAUGGGCGAUUCCCUGAUCGAACUUAGGGCCAUUCUGGUCAGCACAUUGGCGUCGGAAAAUGUCAGCAGCAGGGAUCUGAGGAAGGUGCUGGCGGUAAAUAAGACCUUGCGGGCGAAUCGUGUGGUUGACAAAGAUGUGAGAUUAAAAAUCGUUAAAGAAAAGCAGAAUGAGGAGAGACAGAGGAAACUGGAAGAAAUUAAAGCACAAGCUUUUGCAGCACAACGAUUCAAAGAACAGAAAGAACAAGAACGUAGGCAGAGGCUGGAAGAAAUGCGGAUAAAAGAAGAUAUCAGACGCCAGCAGGUAGAGGAGAGGAAAAAGGCAAUUAACGAGGCUGAGAGAGAUCGACUAGAAUCGAUCUUGAGGAGGAAUCAACAACGGGAGAAUAGAUUAGAAACGAAAAAACGCAAUGAACGAAGUCUGGUAUUCGCAUUUGGAUCGUCAACACCACGCAACCUGGAUCCAAACGACAUAACCCCAUCGUUCUGGGGCCACAGGCGCGCCACCUCGACGCAGAACAUAACAACAUACUCCAACAGUUCCUCCUUGACCAGAAGGGGCACAGAGAGGGAUAUAGAAAACAGUAGCAAAAAACGGGCAACUUCAGCCGGUGGCCUUGAGAGGGCAGGAGAGAGUAGCCUACCGACCACGCCUGCUGGAUGCGCGAGUGGUUACCUAGGUCGUCGUAGAACAGAUCUAAUGCCCACAAUUCCAUCUAGAGAUUCACUAAGUAAUGCGUCACGAAAAUCACUUAGUCACUCGCCAGGUAGGGCUUAUUCCAUGACACGGUUAGAUCAGCUUGCUAAACCCAGACAGAGGCCUGAUUUGCCUGCUUUGAAUGAAUCAGACAUGUCCUUCAGACCCUUAUCCCACCGUUCCUACCACCAGUCUUCCGUUACACUUAGUAUGAGUCAUCUAGCUGUCAGUAAGACACGGCCUGUUCAGCUGCAGCCCAGGAAAAACUUGAACAAAUCGGAUAGCAGGAGCAUGGAUCUGCUAUCUUAUGGGCCUGUUAUCAUGCCGCGCACCACAAGGGCUACGCAGCUACGUCAAAGCAAAAUGCAGGCUUCAUCUAAUUCCAGCGAUGCGUCAUCUAGGCCAAGCAGUUCGAUGAGCCAUCAGAGCACAACAAGUGUAACUAGUUCGGUUAGUGUCAGACACCGGCCCAUGUCUGGUCCACGCAAGCCAAGGCCUGCCAGUAUCGCAGUAACAGGUGUUUCCGUGAAUCAGGAUAAGAAAUUGGAUGUAACUAAACCACCUUUGCCCAAGAGGAAGUCCAUAACCAAAUCGACAGAAAGAGUAUCCAAAAGCAAACCUUCCACUGGAGAAAACACACCUAAGUCUUUAGUCUCUCCUACUGCUACUGAGAUUAUUAGUGUAAUCGAGAGAAAGGUUAAUGGUGAUGUUGGGGAAGCACAUAAAAAACCGCCUGAUAGCGCUCCAACUGCUGAAGCGCAAAAGAAUUUAGAGGCCACUGUCGAGUCGAAGCCAGCACAGGAGGUGGUAACAGAUGAUCUUUUGAAUAUCGAUUCUGAAGAAAGGAUUUCUUCUGCAUCAGCACAACAGACAGAAAUUGAAAGCAAAACGUCCAUUCCUAUAGAAAAUAAAACUGAAACCGAUUCACAUAGCAAUCUAGCCCAGAUCGAGGAAAUUAUUGUAAAUAAAAAUGAAAACCUACCUCAAGUUGUUGAUACCAAAGUCACAGAUAACAAAAUGUCAGAGAAAGCAGUUGAUAAUGUCGAGACAACUUUAACAACUAGUUUAGUUGAGAAUAGAGAAACAACAGUAUCUCAGACUAAGGAGAUGACCUCAUCAGUCUAUAAUGAACUUAAUGUUAGCAAAGAAAUGUCAACGUCGCAGAUCAGCAGUGAAAUGACAGCUUCAAUGAUCAAAGCGAAAAUAAGUACCGAAGAAGAAGCUAAAGCUGCCAUUGCUGAAAGGAGGCGAUUAGCUAAAGAAGAGGCUGCAAGAAAAGCUGAGCAAGAAAGACUAAGGGUUGAAGCAGAGCAGAAGGCUGAAUUAGAAAGACAAAGACAAGAAGAAGAACAAGUAAGGUUGCUGAUUGAGGCUCAAAGAGCAGCAGAAGAACAACGUCUCAAUGAGGCUAUACAAGAAGCGCAGAGGAGAGAAGAGGAAGAGCAAAAGCGUAAAGAGGAAGAAGCUCGAUUGAAAGCAUUCAAAGAAGAAGCUGAUAGGAAAGCAAGGUUAGAAGCAGAAAAGCAAAAGGCUGAGCAGCAGGAGCGCUUAAUCAAAGAGGAAAAAGAAAGAGAAGCUCGUAGGAAACGUGUUGAGGCAAUUAUGUUGCGAACUAGGGGAAAACAAAAUACAAAUAAUCAGCAGAAUUCUGAAGAGUCUAGUGAAAAUAAGUCUGAAAAUAAAGUAAAUGGUACUAAGCCGUUAAUAGAAGAACAAAAUGGACCUAAUAUUGUCAAGGAAGAAAGAGUGGAUAAUAUAAUACAAGACGACCCAGUGAAAAAUGCAAAUUCAGUUUCGAUAGAUACAACAAACAGUAGCACAGAUUCAAUGAAUUCAAAUAAUUUGUGGCAAACUAGCACUCAACCGUAUGGCAACUUUGUCCUGAAUAACAACAGUUAAAUCAUUCUUUAAAAUCUUUUAUUUCUUUAUGAAAUGCUCUAGUUAUCACAAUUUUAAUGAUAGAGAUUGCCGCUAAAAUUUCUUGGGAGAUGUGAUAUUGAACCAUGAAGGUAGCAACCAGAGGACUAUAAUAUAUUGUAUUUGUAGUUUUUAUUUUAAUAGAAUAAUAAAAUACGAAUGAAUUCAGCUCACGAUCACACUUCCCUGGAAAAUGAAAAAAUUUUGAAGUAAAUCUUCAAUAUUGAACUAUUCCUUGUUUUUCAUCAGUUAUCAAAGACUAGCAAUAAUAUAGAUAAUUUUAGUUUAUUCUCUUUCUUUGUAAAUUCGAGAUAUUCGGUGUAAAUAUAUCUUAACACGAGAUAUUUUUUGUUAUGUGAACAUGCAAUUUAAUUCUAAAUAAUUUAAUAUUAUGUGAAUAUUAGGCAACUCUAUAAUUAAUUCAAUAAAGCGUCAUUAUAAAAAUAUCAAGGGACUGAAAUGAUGUGAAGUGUUCCAUCUAAUUGGAAACCAAAUGCUCAGGUGUCGAUAAUCUCAUGUCUUAUUUAUCACAUAAAACUUGUCUUUCCUUUCUCUACUUACAUAUGGUAAGGCUUUUUUUUUCAUUAAUAAAUAUAUGCAUGAACAAUCAUUUCAACUGAAGCAUUUGAUUUCCUCGUAUUCCAAUUAAUUCAUGAAAUUGUACUAGUCAUCUUUCUCAUUUGCUUAUGUUUUUAAUAUUAUAACAAAAUCUGUUGUUUGAGAAAGAAAGAGGAUUGCGAUGAGUGUCAACGUCUUGUAAGAAAUAUUAGAUGUAAUUUAUUUAGGUACGAAAUUUCAUCAACUUUAUUAGUUGAUUGUAGCACUUCUAACAAACAUUACUGAAAAAGUAAUAUUUGUGGGAUGGACAACAAAAACUUGAUAUUGUUUCACUUUCUUCAGUUGAAAAUUUAUUCGUUUUAAUUUGGUGUAUCGGAACUGUUAUCACGUUUACAUAUCACAUAGUUUGAUUUGUUUUUUGUUCGAUUAACAAAAUUUCUUAUAGUUCUUUUUUCAUACACUCCAUUGGAAAAAUAUGUCUUAUUUUCUGAGAUCGAAAAUUUUUUCUUCUAAAAGUUUCCUCACUUUUAAAUCUUGAAUUUUGAAAAAAAAUCAAAUAAACACCGUUAUUUAUGAUUAGUAACAAUUCAACAUUUCGAUCUGAGUGUUGAAGCAUUUACUACUUGAGCGAAUAUUUUUGAACCAAGUAUAUUGUUAUUAGACUUGGAAAGGUAUAAAAUUUUAUAUGUCCUACGAGAAGAUUUUUGUGAAAUCUUUAUUGGAAUGCUGUAAAUGGAAAGGGAGAUAUUGACAGAAUCAGGUGCUGAAAUUUAUAAUUAUAUAAUCAACAAUUUUAAAAUUAGAGACCUUUAAUCAAUCGAAAUAAUAUAAAAAUUAGUUUAUAUAAUUUCAACAUCUACAUGAGGAAAAUGUGAAUUUUCAUUGAAUUGGAACAUUUCAUUCGUGAACAGUAGUUUUUAGUGAUAUAAAAAUGGGUUCAUGCAACCUCUCACUAAUGUCAAUAAUACUAUAUCCAAUUAUUUCAACUUGGUUAUUUACAAUCCUGUAAAAUGCUUGUUAAGUGCUUAAUAAAUGUAAACUUAUUUAUGAACUAAAAA